Messenger RNA from Nerophis lumbriciformis (worm pipefish), 738 nucleotides. Lineage: Eukaryota; Metazoa; Chordata; Actinopteri; Syngnathiformes; Syngnathidae. The record is from RefSeq and is a predicted model, not a curated record.
AUGGCUGGUUUGGAGCUGUUGUCCGACCAAGGAUACCGUCUGGAUGGACGCAAAGCCAGCGAGCUUCGCAAGGUUCAAGCCCGCAUGGGUGUGUUCGCUCAGGCCGAUGGCUCGGCGUAUUUUGAGCAAGGAAACACCAAAGCUCUAGCGGUUGUGUACGGUCCGCACGAAAUGCGAGGCUCCCGCAUUCGGACCCUCCAUGACCGGGCUGUCAUCAACUGCCAGUACAGCAUGGCCACUUUCAGCACGUCAGAGAGGAAGAGGAGACCGCACGGCGACCGCAAGUCCACUGAGAUGAGCCUCCACCUCAAACAGACAUUCGAAGCCGCUGUGAUGACGCAGCUUUACCCACGCUCUCAAAUUGACAUCUACGUCAAGAUUCUUCAGUCAGACGGAGGCAACUACAGUGUGUGCGUGAACGCUGCCACCCUGGCCGUGAUAGAUGCCGGCAUCCCCAUGCUGGACUACGUGUGCGCUUCCACCGUGGGCUUUGUCGACGAGACGCCGCUCGCCGACUUGUGCUACGCUGAAGAGAGUGGUGGCGUGAGCUCCCUGGCGCUAGCAUUGCUCCCACGUGGCGGGCAGAUUGCCUUGGUUCAGAUGGAAGCCAGGCUACAUCAGGACCACCUCGAGGCCAUGAUGGAGGCUGCCAUGACAGCUUGCAAAGGUGUGAGCAAGGUACUAGACCAGGUGGUGCGUCAACAUCUUCAAGAGGCUUCUCUGGCCACUGCAGACUGA